This is a messenger RNA of Austrofundulus limnaeus, 1171 nucleotides long. Its product is annotated as collagen alpha-1(XXVI) chain. The record is from RefSeq and is a predicted model, not a curated record. NCBI's taxonomy places the organism in Eukaryota, Metazoa, Chordata, Actinopteri, Cyprinodontiformes, Rivulidae. Gene Ontology annotation, molecular function: protein binding.
AGGAGGACCGGAUCCAUCAAGUUCUUCCUGCUCCUCAGAUUAGAGCUGGUCCUCCUGGUCCAGCUGGUCCUGUUGGUCCUUCAGGCCCUCCAGGAGCAAGAGGCCCUGCAGGGACACCAGGUCUGCCAGGACAGGAUGGAAAGGAAGGCCUCCCAGGUGGACCGGGCAGUCCGGGCCCCAAAGGAGACCCAGGGGAAAGGGGAGCCCCAGGAGCUGCGGGAGAGCAGGGCGUACCUGGAGCACCAGGACCGAAGGGAGAGCCGGGAGCAGGCCUGAGCGAGGGCGAGGCCGUGCAGCAGCUCAGGGAGGCCCUGAAGAUCCUGGCGGAAAGAGUCCUGAUCCUGGAGCACAUGAUCGGGAUUCACGAGAGCUCUGAGGGAUCUGGAUUCGGUGGCCUCUCUGACCCCUUGUUGUUCAGCCUGAAGACGAAGCGUCAGCCCGUUCCUCAGACUCCGCUGCUAAUCCAGAGGCAAAGACGGGUCCCCCUUUAAUGCUGCGCUAGUGGUUUUUUAUUUUUAUUUUUUCAUUUGUGUGUAUUAAUAUGAGAAGUUUUGGGGAAAAAAACUUGCAUAAAUGGAUGUUUUUGUUUUUUACGUUUUUAUUUGUCAGAUUUGGUGCUCAUUUAACCGACUCUUCUGACACAAACCAGUACUGUUGGUGUGAGAUGUUGAACAUUUCCUCCACGAGAAAGAAUUCCUCCAUGGUGGUCAUCAUGUCUUUAGGAACUGUUUACACCGUGUUUUACAAAAAAAAAGUUUCUUACAAACCUCAUAAAGUAGAAUGAAGGUUUGUCGUCUUUCUGAACGUCAAGCAAACAAAUCUGUUUUCUUCUUUUGGCAGGUUUUGGACACAAAAUGUUCUGUUUCACCUCGUGUGCUCGUGUUUCUGUCGAACACCGUUUUGAUUUUCUCAUCUUUCUGUCUUUCCACACCGUCGGUAAAGCUCAUGUUCCUCCCAGAGUAUCUGCCUAAGAUAAAAAAAAAGGAGAGCACAUCUGGAAAUCUGAAGGAGAGUGUUGAGGUCCGGCCCGAGAAACUUCGAAAGCUGACAGGAUUGAAUUGACUCGUUGAAAUACUCCUCUGAGGUUUUUCUUUUCUGGACCGAUUUCUGUACAAGAAGUCUCUGAGAGACGCAGCUGUUUGUUUCUGAAUAAAGAUCUCCCACCAUGUUC